Molecule: messenger RNA, 1230 nt
Organism: Fusarium poae
Lineage: Eukaryota; Fungi; Ascomycota; Sordariomycetes; Hypocreales; Nectriaceae
Exons: 3
Coding region: 1-1230 (409 amino acids)
Biological process (GO): L-phenylalanine catabolic process; L-tyrosine catabolic process; homogentisate catabolic process
Molecular function (GO): fumarylacetoacetase activity
Source: RefSeq, a predicted model, not a curated record
AUGUCUACAGCAGAUUUCUCCCACCACUUUUCCGACAAGAACAUUCCUUUCGGAAUUGCUUCUUCCGCGACACACACAAACCCUCAAGCUGUCACUAGACUGGGAAACACUGUCAUUUUCCUUGACGACCUAGAUCUACUCAAGGGCGUCGAAGGUGUUGCUGGUGUUUUCAGACAACCCACCCUAAACGCGUUUGCAGCUCUCUCCAAGAGCGUGCAUCAAGAUGUUCGAAAACAAAUUCAAUCAGUACACCAAAAGAAUGGCCUUGAUGGAUUUCCGUCUGGAAGCAAAGAAGACAUAGGCGAUGUUACGAUGCAUCUACCCAUGGAAAUCAAAGACUUUGCUGACUUCUCAUGCUCUCUGGACCACGUCAUCAACGCAGGGCGAAUUGUCGUCAACAACCCCAACCCGCCGCCUGGCUUCUUUCACUUCCCCGUCGGUUACCAAGGUCGCACAAGCUCUAUCGUCGUGUCAGGUACCGAUAUUGAGCGACCAUACGGACAGUUCCGUAACCCCAACGCGUCAAACGGCGAAAGUGCUGUCAUUUAUGGUCCCUCUCAAAAGGUUGAUUACGAGGUUGAACUCGCUGCGAUAAUUGGAAAACCGUUGAGUAUGAAGCAGAGGUUGAAUGCAAAGGAUGCCGAAGACCAUAUUUUUGGUUUUGCUAUUCUCAACGACUGGAGUGCCCGCGAUAUUCAAGGUUUCGAAAUGAGCCCUCUUGGUCCCUUCAACGGCAAGAGUCUGGGAACCUCUCUCUCACCAUGGAUUGUCACACUCGACGCUCUGGAUUCCUUCAGGACACGCUCCCCAGCCCAGCAAACUCUUGCUGCUUCAUACCUCCAACAUCCCAACCCAUCAACCUUUUCCAUCACCAUGAAGGUUGAGGUGCUGGCCAACUCGACUGCCACGACCGUUGGUGUUUGCCCUGUGGAAGCUCUAUACUGGACUCCUCAGCAGAUGAUUGCACACUCGGUCAGCUCGGGUAGUGCACUGAGGACUGGUGACGUUCUUGCCACAGGAACUGUCAGCGGUUCUAAUGAGUCGAGUAGAGGAUGUAUGCUCGAAACGACAGAGGGCGGCUCCAAGCCUGUUACACUGGUCGAUGGAUCCAAGAGAGGAUUUCUCGAGGAUGGUGAUGUCGUCAGGAUAACAGCUGUUGUUGGAGAACAAGGUUCCGGCGUUGGCUUCGGAGAAUGUGUUGGACAGCUCACACCUGCUCGACCUUAUUAG